This is a messenger RNA of Physcomitrium patens, 1442 nucleotides long. The record is from RefSeq and is a predicted model, not a curated record. Lineage: Eukaryota; Viridiplantae; Streptophyta; Bryopsida; Funariales; Funariaceae.
CAUCGGUUAAGGACUACUCAUUGUCAGUCACAAUGGGAUGCGAGAAAGGAAAAGGAGGAUUUCUGGCUGCUUUAAGGUCAAGUAUGGAACGACGGCGAGUCACUAAUGCGAAAGUAACUUCAUUGAGACAAAGGAAAUUUCAGGAAUUAACGAUGCUAAGAGAGCAAGAGAGCUUACAGCGAGCUAAGCAGAUCCUUGAGCGUCGAAAGAACGAGCGUAAUCGCCUGAAUGCGUACAUGCGCUCGAUUGGUAACCCCCAUACCAAGCAUCCAGAUCAAUUCAGAAAGAUGCGACGGCACAACACGGAGGGAAUAUAUGGGCGACCUCCUUGGUCAGCUUCCUUGCGAAGCGAUUUCGAAACUCUCAUGAAGUUGAAGGAGAAGGAAAUUGCUGUUGCAGCCUUGAGAACAGAAAAUCAUAGCCAGCUGCCAGCCAAGAGCAUUCUUUCGGAGGCGAAGGAUACGAACCAUACAAAUGCAGGUUAUCAAACUCGCCCAUCGAGAAAAGAGUUUGAGUUCUACGACAAUGGGAUGCAACCAGAAUUGGGUGAUAAACGCGUGGACAUGUAUCUCAACUCUUUGCAGAAUGUUUUUAAAAACCUGAAAAAUGAGAUUCUUGAGUUUGCAAAUGAGUCAGAAAAAUCCCAAACUGAUGAUGGCACAGACCUCAUCCGAAUCGAACCUACAGUUUACAGAGAUCAUUUAUUCAGUGGUCUUAGAACAGACAACAGAUUAUUGCCACCAAGAGCUCCCACGUCUGAUCUGGAAGUGGUCAACCCUGCUCUCAAGUCAUGUCUUAAAACAAACAGAGACAACCAGAAAUCUUUUGGCCCGGUAACAGACACUGCAAGAACUUUUCUCCAUGCGCCAAGCGAGAGAAACAUGCCACAUGGAGCCUUCAACUCAACAGCAGUCCCAACCACGAAGGUGGAAACGGCAGUUUUAGCACCAACGUCAGAUGGAUAUCAGCCAACGCUGAUGGUCACAACACAUUCAACAGUCAAGAGCAUGACGGAUCAUUCUCUCGACACGGAAACAUUGUCCUGGGACGAGGACAUGGAUCAUGCGGAUGACCCUUUCGACGUUGCAUUUAAUUCAGACUGCAAGGAGCAUCAGUUCCCUCAACCAACUAGCGACAUGGGUUUGUCAGAACAGCCUUCUUUUAUACCAACAAUACCAAAUGUUGUCACAUCAGAAGAACAGGCUUCGGCAUCAGUUUCAUCUGAGAACGCAUCGUUCAAACCUGAGAUUAGGAAACCUACCUCAGAUCCUCAAAUGGAGAGCGGAAGUCUGGAUAUGACAUCUUGCUCUGGCAGAGAUGCACUGUUCCAAGAAGCUCAAAAUAAAACCAUUAGCACUACAAAGGCUUCCUCCAACUCGUGUUCUGUUCAACGAAUUAUGUCAACCCGUUCUAAUCUUCCUCCAAGAAAGACUACUUGCUGA